UACGCUUCCUCAAAUAGUCAGCAUUAAUCUAAGAUAACUCAAGACAUCUGUUAUUCAUUUUGACGUUUUUGGCUAGGAGAUCUUAGUCGCGCAAUUUUAAAUCAAACUAUGAUGUUUGGUACAGUAUUUCUAACGAGUCGUCGAAAACGAGUCGUCUCUCGUUGAACGAUAAACACUUUAUUGAAGAAUUCCUACAGUUGACCAAUCGCUGACGAAGGGGCGUAGACUCAUGAUCUUCCGCUGGCCUCGAGAAAAAAUGUGUGUCCGCAGCCUCUGACAAUUUAUUUUCUUUUACAUUCCACUAGCGCCUAUGUUUGAUGACGUGCGCCCAUAGAAACACAUUCAUCUGGAAAGUGAAACUUCACUCGAACACGCAUUAGAUCGAUGAAAGUAAAACAGAGAGCAGGGUAGCACUGCCUGUAAAAUGAGUCUCUCUGGGGAGAAAGAGAAGAGUGGCACUACUAAAAGGAGUCUUUCUGGGGACAGAGAGGAGGGGGGCACUGCCUCUAAAAUGAGUCUCUGUGGAGAACUUGACUCCACCAAUGUAACAGAAAGCCCAAUCCAGAAGGAGAGACCAGUCUCACCUGUACCCAGCUGUCUGUCCCUGAAGAGUGACAAGUCAAUGGGGCAUCCAAUAGAGUUCCAGAGGAGAGAUGUUUCUACUGAUCACAAGAUCCAGAUGGAGAGACCAGACUCCUCUACACCCAGCUGUGUGUCCAUGCAGAGUGUCAAGUCGAUCGGGCAUCCAAUAGAGUUCAGAGACAUCACCAUAAGACAACGGACCUUGAGGCUGAGGUGCACCCGUGACCAGCUCGGAAACCAGAUUGCACAGCGGAGAGGGUACGGUGGGAUUCGAAAUGAGACCAAAAGGAGAGAUCAGAGUCAGAAGUUCCCAGUGGUCAGUCUGCCCCGAGUCAUCAAACAGACCUGUCUUCCAUAUUCAGGUUGGUUGAAAAAAAUGCCAUUGCUUUGGUAAAACGGGAGCUGAAGAAGUUCAAGAAGAUUCUGUGUCCAGAUCUCCCAGAAUGCUUUGAGAGUCAGACGAAGGAUAAGGAAUUGGUGGAUGCUGAAGAUGUGGAGCAGGAGAGCAUUCCCAGAGAGGGGGCGCUGAAGAUCACACUGCACAUUCUGAGGAAAAUUAACCAGAAGGAGCUUGCUGACACACUGGAGAACAGUAAGGGGAUUCUGGCUUCAUUCCUUAAAGGGGAAGUUCACCCCAAAAUACUUCUGGACCAUUUAUAACGCUUGCCUGGCUGUUUGUCAGUAGGGGAGAGUGGAGUUGAGCCUUUUUUUUUAUUUAUUCAACAUCACUCUGUCGAGGGAAAUAUAGUAUUAUUUCUAAUAAAGAGAUCUACAUAUAUUUCAGGAUUUUGUAUAUCCCUAGAAAUAAUCAGAAUUCAUUUAAACAUUACAGUUUUGAAAACAUAGCUUGUCCAAAAAAGUGAUCUCUCUGGGUAUGGGGUAAGUUGAUCCACGGGACAGGGUAAGUUAAGCUCCUACACAUUUCUGUACUGAAUGGAAUAUUACCACUACCUUUUUUAAACCAUGUGUAUCUUUAUUUCCCAAACACAAUUGCUUUUUUGUCUUUUUAAUAAUUCUAAGCAUCUUUUAACACAGGUUUAACACCUCACAAACAUUUGGUACUUUUUUAAAAACACUUAACAUAGGCCAGGUCCUGUUGUUACCUCAGAUCCCAGUGAUAAUACAUUGCAUGGCCAUUGGCUCAACUUACCCUAAGGCAUACAUUUUGACUAUAUUAGCCCCAUACAGCUACAACGAUGCACUUUCAUGUUAGGUUGAAGACUGCAUAUUAAAGCUUAUAGAUACUCUAACUGAUGUAAUAACGAUCGUAAAAUGAUCUACUUUGGUUUAGAUGCAAGCAUCAUGAAACCUCUAACGCAAUAAAUUCAUUUGACUUGGUGAUUUAAAAAAAAUCACCUAACUUGCUUACCACUUUUUCCAUGUGGUUUCUUCCUUCACAGACUGAAAUGAUCACAGUCUCCAUGAAAUCUUCCUAAAUAUUUGGUCAAAUGAUUCAUUUUUGCUUAUGGUUUCGUAGAAACAAGGGAGUCUCAACAUACCCCUUUGGCUCAACUUACCCCCCACCACAGGUCCAUUGCUUUGGUAUUUAGUUUUCUGUGUUUUUAUAACAAAAUGGUACAUUUCCGAAAUGACCUAAAAUGCAUUAAAAGCUAUGUGUAUUUAUUGUUGCAUAAACAACGAUUGGUGUCUCGGGAUUGAAUUGCCAAAUAAGUAUGUUUUUUAAUGUAAAAAGAUUGAUUGAUUAUUUUGGGACUGGUUGAAACCGGGUUCUGUUCACACACAAAAAAAAUGCUGAGUUGUUUGGUUGAUCCAACAGCUGGGUUGCAGGCAUUGGGUCAUUUAUUAUUAUUAUAUUUAUUUUUUUAACUGCUUGGCUAUUGAUGCUGGGUUAUUGAGAUAUGGAUCGUAUAGUUAUUUUUCACCACCCGUGAGAGUAGAUGUCAUUCCAGUUCAUCUGUUCUGUUGUAUUGUUAUCCCAUGUUAAGGUUGAACACUGAUAAACUUGUGUAAGCCUCAUUAAAGCUUAAAAAGUAUGUUGGGAUAUGGAAAUAUUCAGGUUAUGAAUUUUAUGUAAUGUGCAAAAAAUAUUCAAAGAAAAUAGAAAUUUGCAGUGUAUAUACUUAACAUGAUGAACAGGAAUGACAUUUACUUUAACUGGUGGCCAAAAAUAAUGAUCUGAAAGCUGCCACGCCUCCUGAAAAGAACCUAAGGAUUACAGCUGAUGGUUAAAAAUAAACCAACUGAUGAAAAUUUUAAAAAAGUGUCUGAUCCUUAAGAGGUUAUUAAAUUAACCCAUGUUUGGGUAAAGGGCCCAGAAGUGUUUUUGGGUGAACUUCCCCUUUUAAUACUCCAUUUUCUUUUUACAUGUUAUUGUCAAUGAAGAGAAUAGGUUAUCAUAAAUGUCCACUUGAUUCUCAACCCUUUACUAAGGUAACACAUGAGUGAUGUCUGCAUUUUCAGGUCUUCUAGGUGAGCUUGCUGUGUGUAAAAAUAAACUAAAAUCCAAUCUGAAGAGGAAAUGUGAAUGUGUGUUUGAGGGGAUAGCUAAACAAGGAAACCCAACUCUUCUCAACAAGAUCUACACAGAGCUCUACAUCACAGAGGGUGGAAGUGGAGAGGUCAAUAAAGAACACGAGGUGAGACAGAUUGAGACAACAUCCAAGAGACCAGCAGCACAAGAAAAAGCAAUCAAAUGCAACGACAUCUUUGAAUCCUUACCUGGACAAGACAAACCUAUCAGAACUGUGUUGACGAAGGGAGUCGCUGGCAUCGGGAAAACGAUCUCUGUGCAAAAGUUCAUUCUGGACUGGGCUGAAGGAAGAGCAAAUCACAAUAUCCAAUUAAUCUUUCCUCUACCUUUUCGGGAGCUGAAUUUGAUGAAAGAUAAGAAAUACAGCUUGAUGGGACUUCUUCAUCACUUUUUCAAUGAAACCGCGGAAUCUGAAAUCUCUAACUUUGACAAAUGCAAGGUUCUGUUUGCCUUUGAUGGUCUGGAUGAGUGUCGACUUCCUCUAGACUUCAACAACAAUGAGGGCUGUUGUGAUGUCACAGAAUCAACCUCAGUGGACGUGCUGCUGACAAACCUAAUCAAGGGCAAUCUGCUUCCCUCUGCUCUCCUCUGGAUAACCUCCAGACCUGCAGCUGCCAAUCAGAUCCCACCUGAGUAUGUUGACCAGGUGACAGAGGUACGAGGGUUCAAUGACCCACAGAAGGAGGAGUACUUCAAGAAGAGAUUCAGUGAUGAGAACCUGGCCAGCAGAAUCAUCACACACAUGAAGACAUCAAGGAGCCUCUACAUCAUGUGCCACAUCCCAGUCUUCAGUUGGAUCUCUGCCACAGUUCUAGAGAAACUGUUGGGAGAAGCACAGAGUGGAGAGAUGCCCAAGACUCUGACUGAAAUGUACAACCACUUCCUGAUCUGCAACAUACUGCGUAAAACACAGAAAUAUCCAGAGGGACCAGAGAAAGCUGAGACGGAUUCACAGAUGAAAGCAGAUGCAGAGAUGAUUCUAAAACUGGGGAAACUAGCCUUUCAACAGCUGGAGAAAGGCAAUCUGAUCUUCUAUGAGGAAGACCUGAGAGAGUGUAGCAUCGAUGUCACAGAAGCUUCAGUGUACUCGGGAGUGUGCACACAGAUCUUCAGAGAGGAGAGUGGGCUGUACCAGGAGAAGGUGUACUGCUUUGUGCAUCUCAGCCUCCAAGAAUUUCUUGCUGCUCUGUAUGUGUUUGUCACAUUCAACAAUGACAAUGUAAAUCUAAUGGCAGAACCUGAAACCACUACCAGAAAACUUCAGAUGUCUGAAGACACGUCUGCAACCAUCCUCCACAAGAGUGCUGUUGACAAGGCCUUACAGAGUGAGAAUGGACACCUGGACCUGUUCCUCCGCUUCCUUCUCGGCCUCUCAAUGGAGUCCAAUCACACUCACUUACUAGACCUAUUGAUACAGACAAGAAACCGCUCACAGAAUAAUGAGGAAACAGUCAAGUACAUCAAGGAGAAGAUCAGGCAAAAUCUCUCUCCAGAGAGGUGCAUCAAUCUGUUCCACUGUCUGAACGAACUGAAUGACCAUUCUCUAGUGGAAGAGAUCCAAAGCUACCUUAGCUCAGGAAGUCUCUCAGAAGCCGAACUCUCACCUGCACAGUGGUCAGCUCUGGUUUUUGUGUUACUGACUUCAGAAGAGGAGCUGGAGGUGUUUGACCUGAAAAAAUACUCAAAAUCAGAGGAAGGUCUUCUUAGGCUGCUGCCAGUGGUCAAAGCCUCCAGUACAGCUCUGCUGAAUGGAUGCAAUCUUACAGAGCGAUGCUGUGAACCAUUAGCCUCACUUCUCAGCUCAACCUCUUCACAGCUGAGAGUGCUUGACUUGACUGACAACAACCUGAAGGAUUCUGGAGUGAAGCUGCUCUCUGCUGGACUGGAGAGUCCACACUGUAAACUAGAGAAACUGAGGUUGUCAUUCUGUGUGGUCACAGAGGAAGGCUGUUCGUCAUUGGCUUCAGCUCUGAGAACAAACCCCUCCCAUCUGAAAGAGCUGGACCUGAGCUACAAUCACCCAGGUGAUUUUGGAGUGAAACUGCUCACUGCUGUACGAGGGGAUCCAAACUGCAGACUGAAGAAACUCAGUGUGGAACAUAAUGAAGAGUGUUAUUUGAAAUCAGCACUCAAGAAAUAUGCCUGUGAGUUGACCCUGGACCCCAACACAGCACACAACGACAUGACUCUAUCUGAGAAGAACAGGAAAGUGACACGGCUUGAAGAUGAGCAGUCGUAUCCUUAUCACCCAGAGAGGUUUCUGUUCUGGAAACAAGUGCUGUGCAGAGAGCGUCUGACUGGGCGCUGUUACUGGGAGGUGGAAUGGAGAGGCCUAGAGGCUCACAUAGGAGUGGCUUACCAUGGACUUGACAGGCAAGGACGGGGUGAUGAGUGUGGGCUUGGAUACAAUGACAAGUCCUGGGCUCUCAGUUGUUAUAAAAACUACUUCACUACCAGGUAUGAUAAGACUCCCACUACCAUUCCUAUCCCUCCUUCCAGCACCAACAGAGUAGGAGUGUAUCUGGACUGGUCGGCCGGCACUCUGUCCUUCUAUAGUGUCUCCUCUGACACACUGACCCACCUGCACACAUUCCACACCACAUUCAUUGAGCCACUCUACCUAGGAAUUCGGCUUUGGUGUCAUGAUUCCGCAGUGUCCCUGUGCCAGAUAGAAUAGCCUGUUCCUACAAUUCAUCUAAGUCCUCUCCCUGCCCAUAUUUAGAGUCCCUGCCCAGUAAGCCUCCAGCACACCUCCCCCUUGAAAAUAAAAAACAAACAUCUACCUUGCCUUUCUUGCACUAACACUCACACGGGGCGGCAGCGUAGCCUAGUGGUUGGAGCAUUGGACUAGUAACCGAAAGGUUGCAAGUUCGAAUCCCCGAGCUAACAAGGUAAAAAUCUGUCGUUCUGCCCCGAACAAGGCACUGUUCCUAGGCAGUCAUUGAAAAUAAGAAUUUGUUCUUAACUG
Molecule: messenger RNA, 6041 nt
Organism: Salmo salar (Atlantic salmon)
Lineage: Eukaryota; Metazoa; Chordata; Actinopteri; Salmoniformes; Salmonidae
Source: RefSeq, a predicted model, not a curated record